CUCGCUGGAGUAUCCGUGUAAUACUAGUACAGCACGGGCGGGCGCGCGAUCGCACCCACGCAAAUCGCGACAAUCCCCCAGGCCCCCACCGUCCCAACUCCCAACGCCCUCGCCCGUGCUCGCAGUUGGUAGGGUUCUAGCCAUGGCGUGGAGCGCCGCCGCCGUCUCCAGGUUCGCCGCCACCUCCCCGGCCGCGGCACCCAUCUCCGUCAGGCUCGGAGCCGCCGCCUCCCGCUCCUCCCUGUCCUUCUCCAGCGGGCGACGCCGCUCCGUCGCCGCGUCCCUCUCGACCUCCGCCACCGCUGUAAAGGAGGCUGUUCAGACAGAGAAGGCACCGGCAGCUCUAGGCCCUUAUUCUCAGGCCAUCAAAGCAAACAAUCUUGUGUUUGUUUCUGGAGUUCUUGGCUUGAAUCCUGAGACCGGGAAGUUUGUAUCUGAAAAUGUUGAGGAGCAAACUGAGCAGGUUAUGAAGAACAUGGGCGAGAUAUUGAAAGCAAGUGGUGCUAGUUAUUCUUCAGUUGUGAAGACAACAAUCAUGUUGGCUGAUCUGCAGGAUUUCAAGAAAGUGAACGAGGUCUAUGGCAAAUAUAUUUGCGGUUCUUGUUGCAGAUUUCCCGGCACCUGCACCUGCACGUUCAACAUACCAAGUGGCAGCGCUGCCACUGAAUGCCAGGAUUGAGAUCGAGUGCAUCGCGGCUCUCUAAUCAGAUCAUUCAACCACUCAUCAAAAUCAUCAAUAAGCAUUCCCACCGUGUCUAUGUAGUUCACUAUCCUGGAAGCCCCUGAGGCAUUUGUGGUAGAAGUACUUCUAGUGUCAAUCGAAAAAAUGAGACUUGUACCAGUCCAGUUCCUGAAAACUGCGGAUAAUAAACCUUGGUGUCCAGGAUAAGUGAUGUGUGUGUGAACAGUGCAUCUGGUAGGAGAAUUGUUGGGUGGUUCGUUACUCGGAUUCUUCGCUCUUUAAGA
Molecule: messenger RNA, 966 nt
Organism: Sorghum bicolor (sorghum)
Lineage: Eukaryota; Viridiplantae; Streptophyta; Magnoliopsida; Poales; Poaceae
Product: reactive Intermediate Deaminase A, chloroplastic
Exons: 6
Coding region: 143-679 (178 amino acids)
Cellular component (GO): cytosol
Molecular function (GO): deaminase activity
Source: RefSeq, a predicted model, not a curated record